AUGGCCAGCCCAUUGAAAGGAGUAGCAGCAAUCGCUGAUGUAGAUUGGCCUGUGAAUUCAAAUCAAGAAAUGUGCAUUCGAGCUAGCCAUGUGGUAGAUCAUGAUAACCUAGUUACUAUUCAAACUGCAGUUGAUGAAUGCAGAAUUGGAAUUAUGUCAACCGAUAAAAAACCGCUUGGUUUCAUCUUUGCUAAAAUUACGCUGCUAUUGUCUGAAACUCGACGUGAAAUUAACCAACAGCUAAAAGGUGCCAAGCUGGCAGCGUUUACUUUCUUGGAUCAUAAUUGCUGGCCUGUUUUCACCUUUCAAGAAGAAAGACUAACUAUUGCUGAUAUUAUAACGCAGCAAAUAAUUUAUAUCCAAUUUCAAGCGCCCGAUAAUAGCUCUGUUGCAGUCGCCAUUCCUCACUCAAAUGAUACACCGAUUAAAAAUAAAGAUUUCAAUGCCCUUACAUCAGCAGCAGAUAGUAUUAGAUCUCAUAGACUGUUCCAUCCGGCAGUAGCAAAUUUACAAAAUAGAUCUAAAGCAAUUGCCGUAAAAGACAACAGUGAAAAGGAAAUACUUAUUAGUUAUGUUAGAGCUGAAGCCGCACUGCAUGCUUUAAGUUUGAAAGAAGAGUUUGAAAAGCUUGGUUUUAGCGUUUAUCUGGAUGUUCAUGAAAUAAAGUGCGGUGUUGAUUGGCAAGAUUCCCUUAACGAUGCUGUUAGUUCAUGUGAGGUAUUUGUACCACUUGUCACACCAAGGUAUGGUAAAACGCAAUGGACAAAUAGAGAAAUCAAGCUAGCGGAUGUUUUAGGAAAAUAUGUCGUGCCUGUUAAUUUUCUAAGUGAUUGGCCUCCCGCGUGUCUAGCUAUUCAAUUUGCAACAACACAGUUUGUUCCAUGGAAAACUACGGAAAAUAUUUUAAAAGAUGGUAAUAAAGAUGACAUUUCAUAUUGGGAUAAAGUGUAUGUAGUUGGAGUUGCUCAACAAAUAGGCGAAUUAUGCCGUCGAUCUAUAUCGCUAUCCGAUAGUACAGAAACGUUCGAUGACGAAAGUUCAGAUACGCAACUACAGAAGAGAAUUUCGAUGAUACGCAGUUGCCCUUUACAAUUGUUUGGAAAUGCAUCAUCCCCUAUGGCAUCCCAGGAGCCUCGUGAUGGAAAACCACUUAUCAUUCUUAGCUGUCACCCUACUCAGGACAAUAUUGCUAAUGAAAUCAAAAAUUGUUUAGAAGAAGAAGGUUACGAAAUAGUAUUGACCAGUGAACUCAUGGCGGAUUUAUACAAGACUGUCAAUGAACCCGCCAAGAAAAAGCUCCGCAGUAACAAAAGGGCGAAAAUAAGCCAAAAGACUGAAUUAACCGAAAAAGCAACAAAACGAAUGAGAAUUGAAUUUCAGAGAAUUACUGAUGAAGCUUGUAUGGUCAUCUUUUUGUUGUCGCAAGCAUUUGCUACUUCACGUUUAUGUCAACAGCAGGUAUACUAUUGUGAACAUAGGAAAAGAUUUAUUCCUUUAAAAGCUGAAGAAUUUGCCAUGCCAGGUUGGCUGUCGAUGCUAAUUGGAACUGCUCCUCUCGAGGACGUUCAACGAAAAGACUAUAAACAGACACUAGUAGCUCGCGUACGACAGACGUUUAAUCGGGAAGAUAAUCUGUUAAAUGAUGCUGACAUCUCUCUUAAGAGCUAUCUUUUAAGGGAAACUUUACCACGAAGCGAUCCCUGUGUAUACAUCUCUGGCGGCACAAAAUUUUAUAGCAAGAACACAGAGGCGAUUUGCAAGUCCAUUGGUGCAUGCUUGGCUGAUUUCGAUAAUUUAAGCCUUAUAACUGGAGGAUUCUAUGGAGUUGGUGAUGUUUUAGGUCGUAGUUUUUAUAAUAAACGUAUAACGUCCAAAAAGGAACCUUUAGUUUACCAUGUGCUGCCAGUACGCGACGAACAGGAUCGAUCAUUACAAGCUAGGCAAAAUAGUGACAAGACCUUCAUGGAUGUCCCAUUUGGUUCUACAAUAUUUGCAGGAGAUAAUGUUCGAGAGCGUGAGAUUAUUGUAUCCAAGGCAAUUAGUAUUUGUAUAUUAAUUGAAGGAGGACCUGGUGCAGCACAUGAAGCGGAACAAUUUUGCUGGAAUGAUCAUACUGUUAUUCCAAUUAAAGUUACUGGUGGCGCUGCUGGAGGAAAAUUUAAUGUUCCUCAGCAAAUAUUUGAAGUAAUUAACCUUAGUCUAUAA
Molecule: messenger RNA, 2205 nt
Organism: Trichoplax adhaerens
Lineage: Eukaryota; Metazoa; Placozoa; Uniplacotomia; Trichoplacea; Trichoplacidae
Exons: 18
Coding region: 1-2205 (734 amino acids)
Biological process (GO): signal transduction
Source: RefSeq, a predicted model, not a curated record